CAGAGAGCUUUCCAUCGGGCAUAUUCCAAACCUUCUCCGAAGAAGAAGAGAAUCCAGAGCGGAAAGGUCUCGCGUUCAUCACUCUCGCUCUCUCUCUCUCUCGGGCACUCCACCAGACACACAGCUUUUACAUCGAGAAAAUGGCAUCAUCGUCGUCGUCAUCCGAGGCGUCGAACGAAGUCUCCAACAAGCUCCAGCUCAUCAAGCAGCUCCUGCUCGGGGAGUCCUCUCCCGUCGCGAGCAAUUACCCCGGCGGCGGCUUCCUCAAUUGCGCCGAGGCUCAUCGGGUCGAUGGAGCUGGCAAGCAACCUGAGCUCGGGUACUCGCGAUCGGACUCUGUUCGCACGCAAGACUCGAGCUCCCACUCGACCAUCACCAUCUCGGAGCUCGACUGCUUCCACGGCUCUGAUAUCUUCAACUUUGAUCUGAGUUCGGGUCCAAUCCAAAGUCCUGCCGACCUCUUCGAGUUCGAGGCCAAACCUCAGAUCAUCGACCUCACUGCUCCGGAAUCGUUUUCGAGCUUUUCCUCGAACCGGGAGUCGAGCGGCUUCAUCGAGUUCGAAUCGAAGCCUUUGGUUUCGACCGCCAGCAGCUCGCUGCAGGGCAGCUCGAGUCAAGCGAGCCGGAAGCCCUCGCUGAAGAUCUCGCUCCCUAACAAGGUGGAGUGGCUCCAGUUCAGCAAUGGGGACCGGGCGCCGGCGGAGGUCAACGCGCCCCCGCCAGAGGAGGACCACCGCCACUACAGAGGAGUCCGCCAGAGGCCGUGGGGGAAGUUCGCCGCGGAGAUCCGGGACCCGAACCGGAAGGGCUCGCGGGUCUGGCUCGGCACCUACGACACCGCCGCCGAGGCAGCGAGGGCGUACGACAGAGCAGCCUUCAAGCUCCGCGGCUCCAAGGCGAUCCUCAACUUCCCGCUCGAGGCUGGCAAGUCCCAGCCGAUGGCUUCCCGGGAUCACAAGAAGCGGCGCCGCGAGGAGGAGGCCGGAGCGGUCACGAAGAGGGAGAAGUCGGCGCCGAACUCCGGCGAGCACGGCUACCGCGAGGAAGCGCCGUUAACGCCGUCGAGCUGGACGGCGAUCUUGGAUGGAGACGUGAAGGGGAUGUUCAACGUCCCGCCGCUGUCGCCGCCGUCUCCCCACCCGGCGUUCGUGUUCCCGCAGCUGACCGUUAUUUGAGGAAUCAAUCUCAGUUAAAUUUCUACCUCGCUUUAUUUUGUGGAUUUUUCUAGGGAGCGUAGUAUUGUGCAUAGGGUUGAAAAAAGAAAAAAAUUUGGCCAAACUCAAGAGAUUUGUUCAAAUGAUUGCGAAAUAAAAAUUUUAUAUAUAUUCGAUCUGUCUUAUGCAUUGUAGCUAAAUAGGCUGAAAAUGACUUUGAUGGCAUUAUGGAUAGAUGCGAGAUAUAAAUGUGGCAACAUUUGGAAUUGGUCAGCCUGGCGAGACAACGUACACCAUGCAAAUUGCUUCGUCACAAGACAGGACUGGGGAACAACAUUCCUGUUACUCACGUAUUGAAAGGAUCAACAUAGGGGGUGCACAUGGAUUUCGAUGAGAAAUAUCAGACAUUAUUAAUGAGCUCGUUAUAUAUAGAGUACAUGGAAUUUAUUCAACGUGCUUAUCAACGACACGUCUAGACGAUUGUGUCGGGGUAGCUGUUUGAUGGCUUCAGCUUUGGGUUCGUGCUCCCAAUUUCUACGACUCAGAUAUUCUAUGCGAAAAAGACCGCUCUUGUGGACUUA
This is a messenger RNA of Syzygium oleosum, 1735 nucleotides long. Its product is annotated as ethylene-responsive transcription factor 5-like. Gene Ontology annotation, molecular function: DNA-binding transcription factor activity; DNA binding. Bases 141 to 1175 code for a protein of 344 amino acids. The record is from RefSeq and is a predicted model, not a curated record. Gene Ontology annotation, biological process: regulation of DNA-templated transcription; ethylene-activated signaling pathway. The transcript has a single exon. Lineage: Eukaryota; Viridiplantae; Streptophyta; Magnoliopsida; Myrtales; Myrtaceae.